Gigantopelta aegis is the source of this 665-nucleotide messenger RNA. RefSeq lists its product as uncharacterized. Bases 66 to 374 code for a protein of 102 amino acids. The transcript has 5 exons. The record is from RefSeq and is a predicted model, not a curated record. NCBI's taxonomy places the organism in Eukaryota, Metazoa, Mollusca, Gastropoda, Neomphalida, Peltospiridae.
GUGGAAUUUAACACUAAAGAAGCUGACGAUAGAAGCAGACGUCAAUUCCAGAAUAGCCAAACGACAUGUCGGCAAACUUGUACAAAGUUGGACUCGCGGUGUAUUUGGUGGCAGCGAUUCUGUGUGUAGGAAACGUGGAAUCCGUAUCCUGCUGGCCCGGUGCCGUGGCUUCCUGGAUGAACGGGAUUCGAACCCACACAUGCUAUCAGCACCCCCCUUGUCCUAGAGUUCACUGUAUUAUUAACCCGUGUCAAGUACAGCCUUCUUGUUUAUCUCGACCCGGAACCAAAUGCAUACCUAACUACUGCGGAGGAUGUUUUGCGAUGUUUUUCUACGUUCAUCCUAACAUAGACGGAUACGUGUGUCCACUUUGAAAAAACACAUGGUAAUUGAUCACAUUCGUCGACUAUGUUCGUUGAUCAUCGGCUGAUUUCGUGUGUUUCCGUUUACCUUCAUCCGUAGGACCCCUGGAAGAGACUAUUCCAGCUAAAAGCCAAAUGUUACACCUUCAUCAUGAUGAUUCGGGUAGCACUGUUCAGUUUUCUAGGUGGAUUUGGUGUGUUGUAUAUCGAUUUGGUGUGUUGUACAUCAUCUUGGUGUGUUGUUUAUCGAUUUGAUGUGUUGUAUAUCGAAUUGAUAGAACUGAAUAAAUAUAUUCGAACACU